GCCGCAGCUCUCACUCCGAUUCUCCAUUUCAAUCAAGCUUCACGACUACCUCAACCGUCACCACCGAUUCCCGCCACAACCUCCGAUAGUCUCUGAUGCCUUCCCCACCACCGGCACCGGGCCUCCUCCCCCGACGCCACUCGGUCACCGCCCUGCUGCCGCGUCUCCGCGUCGCCGCCGGGCCGGCCUCGCCGCGCCUCCUCCUCCUCCAGUCCAUGGCGCUCGUCCUCACCUCGGGCCUCUCCUCCCACCCGGCCCUCGCCUCCCGCCUCCUCAACUCCCUCCUCCCGCACGUCCCGUGCCACCGCCUCCCCGCACUCCUCCGCCUCCUCCCGCGCGACCACCUCACGCUCCUGCUCCUCUCCUCCGUCAAGCACCGCCGCCACGCGCACUCCCUCCCCGCCGCCUGCGCGCUCCACGCCCUCGCCCUCGCCUCCGGCCACCUCCCCUCCGACCUCCGCCUCGCCAACUCCCUCCUCUCGCUCUACCUCUCCCUCGGCUCCCCGGCCUCCGCGCGCCGCCUCCUCGCCGACAUCCCCCGCCCCGACACCGUCACCUGGAACACCCUCCUCCGCGCCUGCCUCCGCAUGGGCCUCCUGCCCGCCGCGCGCCGCCUGUUCGACGAAAUGCCGGAGCGGGACCUCGUCUCGUACAAUUCCAUGCUGGCUGGGUACGCGGCUGAGGGGGACGUGGUCGGCGCCCGGGAGCUCUUCGCUGAGAUGCCAGAGAGGGACGUGGUUACGUGGAACUCGAUGCUCGCUGGUUAUACUCAGCUAGGGGACAUGGAGAGCGCCAAGAAGAUGUUCGAUGCAAUGCCAGUGAGGGAUGUUGUGUCGUGGAACUCGAUGCUGGAUGGGUACGCCCAGGCCGGGGACAUCAAGAUGGCGCGAAUGGUUUUUGAUGGCAUGCCAAGGAGGAGCAUUGUCUCGUGGAAUGUUGUUCUCGCAUUAUAUGCAAAGGUGAAAGACUGGCGCGAGUGCCUGAGGCUGUUUGAUGCGAUGAUGGCUGUGGGGGAAAGCAUUCCAAAUGAGAAGACGUUUGUGAGUGUUCUGACGGCCUGUGGUAAUUUGGGAGAUUUGGAGAGGGGGAAAUGGGUGCAUGGCUUGGUCCGCGAGAGGUGGGAGAAACUUGUGCCAGACGUACUACUGUUUACUGCACUGCUGACAAUGUAUGCCAAGUGCGGGGUGAUGGGGACAGCCAAGGAGAUAUUUGAUUCGAUGAGCGAAAAGAGUGUUGCAUCCUGGAACUCAAUGAUCAUCGGGUAUGGAUUGCAUGGGCAGAGCGAGAAAGCCCUAGAGUUGUUCAUGGAGAUGGAGAAAAAUGGGCCUCAACCGAAUGAGACGACUUUCAUAUGCAUUUUGAGCUCGUGUGCUCAUGGAGGCCUGGUGCUUGAAGGCUGGUGGUGUUUCGAUAGGAUGGUCAGGUUCUACAAUUUUGAGCCCAAGGCUGAGCACUUUGGCUGUAUGAUGGAUCUCCUUGGUCGUGCUGGACUGCUCAAAGAUUCAGAGAAGCUCAUCAAUAAUUUGCAGGUGAAGGUUUCACCUGCAUUAUGGGGCACUCUAAUAGCAGCCACUCGAACUCAGGACAGCUCCAAAUUUGGAGAGUUUGUUGGAAAGAAAUUGAUUGAAAUGAAGCCAGCAGAGUUCAGCUCCUACGUGCUUCUGUCAAAUAUUUAUGCUGCAGAAGGCAGAUGGGAUGAUGUUGAAAAAGUGAGAAAGGUGAUGAAGGAGAAGGUGGUGGAAAAAGAUGUAGGGAUGAGCCUUGUAGGAUCAAGUGAGCCUCAUCCUGAUGCUGAAGAUGGCAUUUCAUUUCAAAAGAAUUCUGUGAUGCUCUCGAUGUUGGGUGAGAUGGGUCUGCGUGUGAAACAACCAUCUGAGGUGUCAGACUAUCGGAGGGAAGCUUGUUAGUUAUUGUUUGACACUGCCAACAGAGUUUAUGCACUCUAUUUUGCAUUUUUGCUAGGCAUAUUCAGGAAGACAAAUGCCAAGUGGGGAUGCUUACGUAUCAGUACCUCAUGGUUGCUGAUAGUUGCGCAGUUGUAGAUUCUUGGGAGGGCUUACCCAGACAUGGUGGAUUUACAGUUAAGCAGAUGGUCAUGCUGGUCGUCGUGACCAUAUACUUCCAAUGUGAUGGUGCAAGACUUGUCUGUUGGGAUUAUCUAGAAGCAGAUUGAUUUCUCCGACUCAUGGGAGUGGCAGGCAAUGAUUUUUUGUGCUUGGGAGCGCUCCGUGGAAUCUGGUGUGGAAUGGAGCAGCAGGAACGCUGCCAAACAAGGUCCUCCGAGAUGAUUUGUCACCACAUUUAUCUUUAUCUUAUAGUUUACUGCCUGAAAAUCAACAAACUUUGUUCCCUCAUGUAGCCAAAUAUUUUCUUCACUAGGAUAUGUAGUUGACAAGCCCUUGUUUGAAAGAUUACCAUUGUUGUGCUUUU
Molecule: messenger RNA, 2430 nt
Organism: Panicum virgatum (switchgrass)
Lineage: Eukaryota; Viridiplantae; Streptophyta; Magnoliopsida; Poales; Poaceae
Product: pentatricopeptide repeat-containing protein At4g02750-like
Exons: 4
Coding region: 96-1907 (603 amino acids)
Biological process (GO): RNA modification
Molecular function (GO): RNA binding; protein binding
Source: RefSeq, a predicted model, not a curated record